UUAUCUGCAGUGUAACGUGAGCUGACUCUCAUCAAAUUUACAUGUGUCAGUGCAGGUGGAGGAAGAAAGACAUGUCCUCCCCCACACCCAGCACAUAUUUGCAUUGAACUUUUCCACUGUGACGUUGUCUGUGUAUACAGUACACACACACACACACACACACACACACACACACACGCUACAGGUUAACUUAUGGAAGGAUGGAAGGAUCGUUUCGUCAUGCUAUUUCUGUUGAUUCACAGUAAAGUGUCUAAAAGAAGAGAGAAACUAUGGUGUAUUUACUGAUACUGAUCUCGUGAAGAGUAAAGUGUUUGUGCUUGGAUAAGGUGUGGCACAGUGCUGUCCCCUGCAGGUGUGCAGCAGCAGCAGCAGCAGCAAAGAGUCUGAUUACAAACUCUAGAACACAGAGCAGAAAUCCUCCGGUAAGGAUUCGCUGCAGGAGAGCGAGAGGAAGAUGAACUGGGGUUUUCUGGAGAACGUCCUCAGUGGGGUGAACAAGUACUCUACUGUGAUUGGGCGGAUCUGGCUCUCUGUGGUCUUCCUCUUCAGGAUUUUGGUGUAUGUGGCAGCAGCAGAGCAGGUGUGGAAGGAUGAGCAGAAGGAUUUUGUGUGCAACACCCGGCAGCCCGGCUGCGAGAACGUCUGCUUCGACCACUUCUUCCCAAUCUCCCAGGUGCGUCUGUGGGCUCUGCAGCUCAUCAUGGUGUCCACCCCGUCCCUGCUGGUUGCCCUGCACGUGGCGUACAGGGAGCACAGGGAGGCCAAGCACAAGCGGAAGCUGUACCAGGACAAAGGGAGCAUUGACGGAGGUCUGUUCUGCACCUACGCCCUCAGCCUGGUCUUCAAGAUAGCGUUUGAGGUGGGCUUCCUGCUCGCCUUCUACUUCCUGUACAAUGGUUUUGAGGUGCCUGCUCUGCUCCAGUGCAGCCAGAGUCCUUGUCCCAACACAGUGGACUGUUACAUUUCCAAACCCAAAGAGAAGAAGAUAUUCCUCUACAUUAUGGGCUGUGCUUCUAUUCUGUGUAUCACUCUGAAUUUUGCGGAGCUUCUCUACAUCACGUGGAAGAAGUUGUGGAGAUGUUUCAGCAGAAGCUUCAUCCCUGGGAAGGAGAACGCUCUCAUCCACACUCGACCUGUGUCUGUGAAGCCCACAGGACACAGUGAGGACAGCAGCACACAGCCUGCGUGCACCACUGACAACGUUCACAACCAGGAGUGAAGCCUGUGGGCGGAGCCUGUGUUUACCUGAAAACAGCACUCACAUACUCACAUACACCCGCCUACACCCGCCUUCUGUUGUCGUACAUAUCAUGAGCUAUAAAUGAGAAAGAGAGGCUGAAUAUACAGUAUGUUUGAGCAUAAACUAAAACUACUAUAACUAAAACAGUGUGUGUGUGUGUGUGUGUGUCUUUAAAUGUCCUGUAUGAGAUAUGUUCCAUGAUGUUAGAAAGCCCACCAGCUGAUAUUUAACCUUUUAUACAGUGUGUGCAGUUUGUGAAGAAAACUAUGUUUAUGUAGAUGAUAAUCAAAGUUUGUUCUUUAUCACUGUUUUACUCAUUAUUAUUAUUAUUAUUAUUAUUAUUUAUUUGUUGAUUUCUCAAGUUGUCAUUAGUCAAAGGAUUCAGGCCUGUCCUGGUGACAACAAGUCCCCUGUGAAGUGUCUGCAUCGCCAUCAUAUUUGUUGUGUAUUUAUGAUUAAAUUGAAUAUUUUUGUA
This is a messenger RNA of Solea senegalensis (Senegalese sole), 1715 nucleotides long. It is a transcript of the gene gjb7, whose product is annotated as gap junction protein beta 7. Gene Ontology annotation, cellular component: connexin complex. The record is from RefSeq and is a predicted model, not a curated record. Gene Ontology annotation, biological process: cell communication. The transcript has 2 exons. NCBI's taxonomy places the organism in Eukaryota, Metazoa, Chordata, Actinopteri, Pleuronectiformes, Soleidae. The coding region runs from base 455 to 1219 and encodes 254 amino acids.